AUGGCGCGUUUACCUUCGUUAAGGCCGGCAUCCUGGGCCACUGCCGCCAUCUCCUCCCUCGCGAUAUUGAACACAUUCAUACCUUCGGUACAAGCACAAGAUGACAGCGGUAGUCUCGAGACGAUACAAGGCACGAAUGCUGCAGGCGAAACAAGUACGUUAUUGGUGGACAGAUACCCGGCAUUGUACAGCGGGGACUUUGGGGACUGUAUGGGAGGACAGAGCUUGCUCAACUUGACGUCUUUCGACGGUGCCUACUAUGCCGAUAAUAUGACCGUUCUGUUCAACCUCGCAGGCACAACCAACCUAAGAAAUGAGUCUCUAAUGUUGUAUAUCUCUGUUUAUGCCUAUGGAGAAGAUAGGUUCGAUCUGGUUUUCAACCCAUGUAAUGCGAACUUUGGAAGUCUGUGUCCAUUGAACGCCAGUGUUCCCAUCACCGGUGGAGCUGUCAUCCCAGUAUCGAGUUCAGAUGUUUCCGCAAUUCCUCCUAUUGCUUUGGGUAUCCCAGACUUCGAGGGAACGCUGAUGUUGAGAUUCUUCUCCAAUUCUUCCAAGACAGAAAUUGCCUGCUUCUCGGCCGUCAUGAGGAAUGGAGCAAGCUUCGCACACCCAGCAGCCGUUGGAUCUACACUAGGCGUCUUCACACUUAUUGCUCUUAUGGCAUCGUUCUUUACAGCCAUUUACGGAGUCAGCAUACCUCAUAUGCGAACCCAUUAUGCCCAUUCCUUGUCAGUGUUGGUGAUCAUCGAAGUCUUCCAAUCGAUCUUCUUCUCCGGAGCACUCUCUUUGAACUGGCCAAGCGUCUUGCCUGCUUUCUGGAGUAAUUUUGCUUGGUCAGCUGGCAUGAUCUCAACUCCAACAAUAAUCAGUUCGAUCAACAGCUUCACCGGAAUUUAUGGGAACGCAAGCCAGGUUGGAGGCGCUGGAUCCACAGUAUUGAACAACAAUGGCGGGCUUCAGCAGCAGAUUUACGGACGCUCGAUCUUCCAACGCAGCUUGGAGAUCGCUCAAAAAGGUGAGCAACUUGCUAGCCACUUGUACAAGCGGGCAGCAGGAAACAGCACCCAAUCAGCAAAACUUUAUGAAUGGGCCGGCGUUCCUAUCUCUCCUGGACUACCAACCCCUGGAGACUGGUCUGGAUUUGCCGGGUCGCUUUCGCUUGUCGACGUCCCAGCUGCUGACGCAUUCAUGGUUGGAUUCUUGUGGCUGCUCAUCCUCAUUGCUAUCUUGAUCGGGGCUACAAUCGCCUUCAAGUGGUUGCUCGAGGGGCUGAGUACCAUAAACAUGAUGAAGAAGGAUCGCUUCGUCAUCUUUAGAGAGCACUGGAUUGGAUUCAUCGGAUUGAUCGUUCUUCGAACCCUACUGAUCGCAUUCUUUAUGAUGAUGACCCUGGCACUAUACCAAUUCUCUUACGGAGGGAAGGCAGGACCGAUUGCGAUCGCUGUUAUUGUCUUUCUUAUCUUCUUCUUCGGUGGAUUUGGUGUUUGCUAUUAUGCCUGCUUCUACCGAAUUCGUUUUGGAAAGUACGAGUCUUCUCCCGACCGAAUCCACUUCCAGCGCAAGAAGGUUCUGAAGUUUAUUCCAUGGUACAGUGCAGCCCGUGAGAGCUGCCUCGAUGAGGAAGAUAAGGCGAAGACCGCGGGCUCCAUGUCAUUCUUCCAGAUUAGAUUCGUCAACGACGACCAGGAGCAGCAAAGCGUCCACCAGAAUGCCGACUUCACCAAGCGCUUUGGGUGGCUUUCCGCUCGAUACAGACGCACGCGUUGGUGGUUCUUUUCCUUCUGGGUUAUCUACCAGUUCAUCCGCGCUUGCUUCGUAGGUGGUGCACGCAACAGCCCAACUGCUCAAGUCAUCGGUCUCUUCAUCUGGGAGAUCAUUGCCUUCAUCGCAGUCACUUGCAUCAAGCCUUUCGAGGGACGUCGAAACACUGUUUUGGCGGUCUGGAUGCUUGGUCUUAGUAAAGUGGCAACAGCUGGUCUCUCAAUUGGUUUCCUCCCCAAGCUCAAUCUUGCCCGUAUUCCAGCGACGGUCAUUGGUAUCAUUAUCAUUGUGAUUCAAGGAUUCUUGGUUGUUGCUGUCCUGAUUCUCAUCGUCUUGAGCGUCAUCUCCAGCUACAUGUCGGUCAUGCGUAACCGCGAGGAGUUCAGACCCCAUGGUAUGGCAGACAUCCGUCUCAAAUACUUCGGACACCUGGAGGAUAAGGAGAGGGAUGUUCCCCCACCACCUCCGCCAGUGCCAGAGGAGCCAAAGGAGCCAUAUUUUACAGUCAAGGAUGUUCGCCGUGCACCCAAGAUCGAGGAUGAAGACGUCGACUUCGUCCCGGAUCUGACCGAUCUCAACCCAGCAGCUUCGCAACACUCUCUAGCUGGUCCCCGUGCCAGCAGAGCCAAUUCUAUGGCAGGUAGCAUGAGAAGCCACUACUCAUCAUACGGCAACCUACCAUACGGAGCCCGUGUCCACAGAGCCAGUUGGAGUUCACGCGAUUUCCAGAACUGGCAGGAGGAUAAUGGCCGAGCUUCACCACUCAACACCCCAUCGAGACAUGCUAGUGGACACAACACCGUCAAUAACUCGAUAUCUGGAAUUCCGCUUGUUCGACCACAGCCAUCCCACAACAAUCUGCGUCCUUCGACCCCAACGAGAGAACAGCAGAGACAAUAUCAAAACCAAAGAGUAGCUUCUGUCGAGUAA
Cadophora gregata is the source of this 2691-nucleotide messenger RNA. RefSeq lists its product as uncharacterized. The coding region runs from base 1 to 2691 and encodes 896 amino acids. Lineage: Eukaryota; Fungi; Ascomycota; Leotiomycetes; Helotiales; Ploettnerulaceae. The record is from RefSeq and is a predicted model, not a curated record. Gene Ontology annotation, biological process: transmembrane transport; fungal-type cell wall biogenesis. The transcript is spliced from 4 exons.